ACAAAGAUGGCGGAUUUGGCCUCCGACACGUAAAGAUUUAUCAAGUAAAACAAAAGCAGUGGUGGGGCUAUCUGGAAAAUAUUUACCUUUUAAAACAUUGGAUUUCAAUUACCUGCUUCUGUACGAUAAAGGGAGAUUUAAGGAUGUGCACCAUGGCGAUAUGAUUCAUCAACCGACUUCAUUCUGCCUCAUUCUGGUAUUGGACACAAUGUGACGCCACCGUCAUUGUUGUUGUUGACGUUGGUGACACUGCAUACAGUUUAACAGAAGUGUGAAGGUGAAGGUCAUGUCGGGGAUGCGGCCAAGUAUAUCCAUGUCUUCACUGUCUUCAAUGGAUAGAGGAGAUGUUGGGAUUUCGUCCAUACCGCCUCACAUGCGGAAAAACAGUGGCCUGCACACCCAGCAGUAUGACCGUGACGAUGGGAACAUUGACCUGUACCCCAACAAUGGUAACCGGGGCGACCGAGGAGAACGAGGAGGAGGGAGUGGAAAUGCUGCAAAGAAAAAGCGGAAGAAGCGCCACCUAGUGACAGCGAAUCUCUCAGGAACCAGAUAUGAAGUUGUGCGGCAGAUGGUGGAGAAGCUGGGCUUCACGGCAUCGCGGGACGACGAUCCUCUCAGCUAUAUCUUGUGGAAUGACAGCUUCGUGUCGACGGAGCGAGUCUCCGAGCUGAAGCCGUAUCAGAAGUUGAACCACUUCCCUGGGAUGGGGGAGGUGACGAGGAAGGACGCUCUCGCCAGGAACUUCCUCAAAAUUCAGAAAUCUUUUCCUGAAGAUUACAACUUUGUGCCCCGAACAUGGAUUCUGCCGACCGAUUACAGUACACUGCAAAACUACGCCAAAGAACUCAAAGCAAAGAAAAAAUUGAAAACUUUCAUCGUAAAACCUUCCAAUGGCGCACAAGGGCACGGCAUAUGUCUAUACAGAAAUGCAGAGAAGAUUCCCCCGACUGAGCACUUCAUCGUUCAGGAGUAUAUUGACAAGCCCUUGCUUCUUGAUGGCUACAAGUUCGACCUGCGCGUCUACGUCCUUGUCACGUCAUGUGACCCGCUCCGCAUCUUUCUCUUCAAUGAUGGACUUGUCCGACUUGGCACUGAGAAGUACCUUCCCCCACACGAGAGUAACAUUAACCACCUCUACAUGCAUCUCACCAACUACUCUGUGAACAAACACAACGAGUUCUACGACAAAAGUGCGUCCGUGGACACUGGGAGUAAACGCUCUAUACGCUACUUCAACGACUUCCUCCGACGCAAUGACAUUGAUGUUGCAUUGUUGUGGCGCAACAUCUCCGACAUGAUUGUCAAGACGAUGUUAGUGGCCCAGCCUCAUGUGCUGCACUCAUACCGCAUGUGUCGUCCCGGGGCCGCGACAGGGAGCGACAGUGUGUGCUUCGAGAUUCUGGGAUUUGACGUCAUGAUUGACAGAAAGCUCAGACCUUGGUUGUUGGAGAUUAAUCGAUCCCCAAGUUUUGGUACAGAUGAGAAAAUUGACUACGACAUCAAAUCUGGUCUUGUUGAAGACACACUCCGACUGCUCAAUAUCAAGUCGAGUGACAAGCGGCGGAACAUUGCUGCCCAGAAGGCAGAGGCCAGGAAGAGGUUGUUCCGGUCAACGAAGAAGGUGGAAGUCGAUGUCACCGACCUGGAGAAGAAACGUCAGACCAUUGAACGGAGGAAAGAGGAACUUAGGGAGCUGCUAUCUCGCAUCAGGAGGGCGGCGACGCGGGAGGAGUAUGAGAACCGCAACUGUGGCAGGUUCCGCCGCAUCUUCCCGUCAGACGACCGGGCCCGGCAGGAGAAGUACUGCAGCCUGCUGUCUUCCUGCUUCACCGUGUUCCUCGCCGGCCGGGGCAGCUCCAUGCAGAAGGAGAUCCAGACCACGUACAACAACAGGUUCAGGGAGGAGGAGAUCAUGGACAUGCUGGCUGAGUGUGAGGCUGAUGAGAAGGAGGGGCGUGUCUUCACCAACCCCGGGUCAUCGCGACCUAGAGGACCUAAGCCUCUUCAGAGUAUGCCAGAGAGUAUUCCGGCACCACGUGACGAGCUAGACGACGAUGAUGAAGACGAGUUGAGUGACAGUGCCUCUCCCCCUAGUUCUACAGUUCUCCGGCGCCGCUCAGCACACACACCCCCACGACCUUCUUCCCGACCAGACAGCGUCCACAGCAACCGCAGUUCGCGGCCGACGUCGGGGGUUCUACGCAUGACCCAGCGCCCCUCCAGCAACACGUCCCUUCCCGGGGCCCAGCAGCGCUCCAAGUCGUUGUCCCGGGCGGCCACCUCCAACAAACUCACCAUCAUGCAGAGGAAUGGCAUUGAUGACAACUUCCUGUCGUCGAUGGUGAAGGAGCGGGAGGAGGAGCUGACGAAGAAGACGCUGUCAUCUCUCAAUGAGAUGCGGAUCAAGUUCCCCGGCAAGACAGACCUUGAAGCUGACACACUUCUAGACAAGCUGAAUGAGAACUGGAAGUUCCACAAGCCGCGGAUAGCAUCCUACUGGCUGGUCAAACUGGACUCCAUCAAGAGGAGGAAGGUGACUGACAUUGUGAGGUCCAAUGUCAAGGCUGUAUUACAAAGGAUCUGGAGAUGUUCGGAUGUGGACAACUUGCGCCUGUAUCGGAUCUUCAGCCGGGUGUUUAACCGUCUGUUGUGGAGUCACGGCCAGGGGCUGUGGAACUGCUUCUCCUCAACGGGCAACUCGUGGGAGACGAUAUUCAACAAGAGUUCGGAGAACAUUAGUGAUGCGGAGAUGAACUGCUGCCGGCGAAUCGUACAGCUGUGUCGAGACUGUCUCUUAAUCGUGUACCAGUUCGCUGCCGAGGCAAAAUCAACGUCACAGACAGCGCCCUCUAGUGAGAGCGAGGAGCCUCCCACAGCACCACCACCAACAAGCAAUGGAUUCCUGGCCAGUCGAGACAUGAAGCCGCCGGCCACCUGGAACCCUCACACCUUCAGUCAGCGCUACUCCAAGCUCUACAACAGGGCUGAGGGGAUGGGCUCGUGACACACCAGCUGGGAACACCAUGUCUGCAGCCCGGAUGUAGCAGCGUAGUUGUAGCAGUCCAGAUGUUGCAGUGUAGAUGGUGGCAACGUGUGGCACAUAGGCACUGGCCCACCGAGCGAUCUUAGUGCUGUGAUCAUUGUAAGGCUGCGAAAAUGUAUGGGAGUGACGAUGGUCUUAGUGCUAAGAUCACUUUGCGGAAUUGGUCCCUGGAGGCCAGCUGCCACCAUACUGCUUGUCACUACAUCACUACAACUACUUCUAGUGAUGACACAAACGUGUGACAAAUCUCACAUUCCCAAGUAGAAUCCUGUGAUUGUAAGGCCAGGCUAAUUUUGUUUUACAGAUUUUCUAGGUUGAGAUAAAAAUGCUGUCUGUGUUGAGGUCAAUUUCCUGACGUACACCUUGACAUUAACAAACAUAUGAGUAAUCAGAAAUAGAAGUCGGGCUCUUUACUUACAUUUUACAAAAUGAUGGGCUGGUGGCUCAUGGUUUAAACAAGAAUAUAAAAUGGUCUAACAUCAGUGAAAACAUCAUCUUAAACAUCAAAAACAGCGGAAAUAUCGGCCUUAUGACUUUUUAGCCUAUAUUUAGAUUAUUUAUUAGAUUCAUGCAGACACAACAAAUAGCUGAACUAUGUACUGUGUAUCGCUGUGGCCCCUUGUGUAUGAUCUCUGUGGCCCCUAGUGUAUGAUCGCUGUGGCCCCUAGUGUAUUAUAGCUGUGGCCCCUAGUGUAUAAUUGCUGUGGCCUUUAGGGUACGAUCGCUGUGACCCCUAGUGUAUGAUCACUGUGGCCCCUAGUGUAUGAUCACUGUGGCCCCUAGUGUACGAUCGCUGUGGCCCCUAGCGAACGAUCGCUGUGACCCCUAGUGUAUGAUCACUGUGGCCCCUAGUGUAUGAUCACUGUGGCCCCUAGUGUAUGAUCACUGUGGCCCCUAGUGUAUGAUCGCUGUGGCCCCUAGCAAACGAUCGCUGUGACCCCUAGUGUAUGAUCACUGUGGCCCCUAGUGUAUAAUCACUGUGGCCCCUAGUGUAUAAUCACUGUGGCCCCUAGUGUAUGAUCACUGUGGCCCCUAGUGUAUGAUCACUGUGGCCCCUAGUGUAUGAUCACUGUGGCCCCUAGUGUAUAAUCACUGUGGCCCCUAGUGUAUGAUCACUGUGGCCCCUAGUGUAUGAUAACUGUGGCCCCUAGUGUAUAAUCACUGUGGCCCCUAGUGUAUAAUCACUGUGGCCCCUAGUGUAUAAUCACUGUGGCCCCUAGUGUAUAAUCACUGUGGCCCCUAGUGUAUAAUCACUGUGGCCCCUAGUGUAUGAUCACUGGCCCCUAGUGUAUAAUCACUGUGGCCCCUAGUGUAUAAUCACUGUGGCCCCUAGUGUAUGAUCACUGUGGCCCCUAGUGUAUAAUCACUGUGGCCCCUAGUGUAUGAUCACUGUGGCCCCUAGUGUAUAAUCACUGUGGCCCCUAGUGUAUAAUCGCUAUGGCCUCUAAACCUGUGGUAUCAAUUGAGCACAACACAGAACCCAAUACUUGGUACUUUUGAUGGUGUACUGUAUUAACUGGUACUACUUUGGCCUGCAGCCUAACAUACUCGACGCCAUGAUAAUAAAACAACUAGAAUUGUGUCUGCUGUGUCUGGCACGUAGGUCGCUGUAUUGCUGACAAUGCCGAUACCAAUAAACCGAAGGAUAAACUUUCUUUGUCUCCCUUGACACUUCCGGUGUUGGAGAACAAAGCUGUGCCUUGACCAGAUGGAAGCCAUGGCGACCACUGGGGAUGACAUUAUGCCUACAGUCUGGUGUAUAUAUAGAUAUAUAUAUACGUUUCUGACAUGGAAUUUUAGUUUAUAUGUGUGUACUUGAAAUAAUCACAGUGUAUCUUGAGCAGAAUAUGUGUAGGUCAUGAAAUGAUUUGUGUUGUGUUCAAUAAUAUACAACCACAAUAUGUCUACAAUGUUACUGAUAUUUGUAUAUUGUCUUAUACAAGAAGCCAUAAAAUGUAUUGUCUUAUACAAGGAGCCAUAUAAUGUAUUGUCUUAUACAAGGAGCCAUAUAUUGUAUUGUCUUAUACAAGGAGCCAUAAUGUAUUGUCUUAUGCUAGGAGCCAACUUGUAUAUUGUCCUAUAUGAGGGGCCAACUUGUAUGGGCAGCCAUUCGGUUAAAAAAUACAAAGUUAAAAUUUGACAAAAGUACACAAUAAAGGUCAAAUAUUACGAAUAAAGAA
Molecule: messenger RNA, 5226 nt
Organism: Haliotis rufescens (red abalone)
Lineage: Eukaryota; Metazoa; Mollusca; Gastropoda; Lepetellida; Haliotidae
Product: tubulin polyglutamylase TTLL7-like
Exons: 18
Coding region: 287-3007 (906 amino acids)
Biological process (GO): microtubule cytoskeleton organization; protein polyglutamylation
Cellular component (GO): cilium
Molecular function (GO): tubulin-glutamic acid ligase activity; tubulin binding
Source: RefSeq, a predicted model, not a curated record